Phlebotomus papatasi is the source of this 1308-nucleotide messenger RNA. Its product is annotated as 1,5-anhydro-D-fructose reductase. The transcript is spliced from 4 exons. The record is from RefSeq and is a predicted model, not a curated record. Gene Ontology annotation, molecular function: oxidoreductase activity. NCBI's taxonomy places the organism in Eukaryota, Metazoa, Arthropoda, Insecta, Diptera, Psychodidae. Bases 177 to 1193 code for a protein of 338 amino acids.
CUCAAUUGCAUUCAGGGAUUAGCAGUCGGUUGGGGCAGAGGAAAGAGACACCAACUCUCCCCACUUUAGGUAUCCACUACAAUUACUAUAGUUGCGCUUUUGGCUCUCCUCAAGCGCUCUCUCAGUAAGAUAAUUCAGUUAAACUCGUGCCGCCGGAGUAUUUGGUUCCGUUUGUAAUGAGUAUCUCUCGCGUCGCUAAAUUUGCAAGUAAUAUCACAAAAAUGUCUGCAAAUAUUCCCAAAAUUUCUCUGAGCAAUGGGCAGGAAAUGCCAGUUGUUGGAUUAGGAACGUGGAGAGCUCCAGACAAUGAAGUUGAACUUGCAUUGGAGGCGGCUCUUAAGUGUGGGUAUCGCCAUAUCGAUGCAGCUCCAGUGUAUCUCAAUGAACCGGUCAUUGGCAGAACGCUCAAACGUUUCAUGGAUUCUGGUGAAAUAAAGCGCGAAGAUUUGUUUAUCUGCACAAAAUUGCCUCCUCAUGCCAAUCGUCCAGGAAGUGUGGAGAAGUUCUUGAGGAAGUCCCUGGAGAGUCUCCAGUUGGACUAUGUGGAUUUAUACUUAAUCCACACGCCCUUCACUGUCCCAGAAGUUGAUGGAGAAUUCCUCAGGGACGAAAAUGGAGAUGUUGUUCUCGAAAGAGAUACUGAUCAUGUGGCUACGUGGAAGAGAAUGGAGGAUAUGUUGUCUAUGGGAUUAACCAGGAGUAUUGGGAUCUCAAAUUUCAAUCAGAAUCAAAUUCAACGAAUCCUCGACACUUCCACCAUAAAGCCCGUGAGUUUGCAAAUUGAAGUUCAUUUGUAUUUGCAGCAGAAAAGUCUGAUAGAUUUCUGCAGGAAGAACGACAUUGUGGUCACUGCCUAUUCCCCUCUGGGAUCCAGAGGAAUUGCUGAAUUACAUAAAUCAGCAGGUGUCACACGCGACAUUCCGGAUCUAAUUGAGAAUCCCGAAGUUAUAAAAAUGGCCAGUAAGUACGGGAAGACUCCUGCACAGAUUCUCCUCAAGUACAACGUCCAGAGAGGUCUUGUGGUCAUCCCCAAGAGUACCAAUGAGUCGCGCUUGAGGCAGAACAUUGAAUUAUUUGACUUUACGCUCGUUGAUGAGGACAUGGAUCUCCUGGCUGGACUCAAUGAAAAUAUUCGAGUUUGCGAUUUUUCUUUCUUCAAAGGAAUUAACAAACAUCCUGAAUUUCCAUGGUAAUUGCUGAUGGAUCAACUUCAAAUUUUCCAGUUUUAUUAUUUUUUAUAUCACUUUCUAAAUGGAUGUUCUCGAGUUAGUCGCAUUGAGAGCACGAAUAAAAUCGUCAAGCACAAAA